Capsicum annuum is the source of this 1120-nucleotide messenger RNA. Its product is annotated as ferredoxin-thioredoxin reductase, variable chain. Bases 496 to 960 code for a protein of 154 amino acids. Gene Ontology annotation, biological process: photosynthesis. The transcript has a single exon. NCBI's taxonomy places the organism in Eukaryota, Viridiplantae, Streptophyta, Magnoliopsida, Solanales, Solanaceae. The record is from RefSeq and is a predicted model, not a curated record.
AAAAAAUUCACUCACCAAUCAAACACUAAAAAAUAUUUUUCACUCGCCAACCAAAAAAUAAGUAGAAAACCAACUUAUUUUCUAGAAAAACUUUUUCCAUGAAAAAUAUUUUCCGUCGCACGAAACACACCCUGAGAGACAUUUUCUUCCAUACCAAACACAACCCUGCGAGCGAAGUCACAAUCGUUCUUUAAUGAACAAAAAUAUCAAGAUAUGUGUACUAGGGAACAAAAUAAAUCGCGACCAAGCUUCAAUCACAUCAAAACCCGUAGUUAAUAGUGGUAAUAGUAGUUGAAAUAUCCAUAAUCCUUCAAAGGAGAAAUCCUCAAGCAGGGCCAUGUAAAAUCUCUCAAUGUUCAAUCAACAAUCAACCAUUUGGAUAAACCUAUAAAUUCCCACCACCACAAAAAUCUCAAAUUCUCUUCUCAUAAAGCGAAAAAAAUAAAAAAAAAGCAAAAAAAGAGAAAGAUCUCCUCAGUAACAUUGUGCAUCACCAUGACUACUUCUUGUUCAACUUUCUUUUCAUCAUCAAUUCUCAAUAUACCCAAUUCCAAAACCCCAUCUCACAAAAACAUCCCUUUUACCCAAAUCAAGAUUCAUAAAUCAAGAAACCCAAAUGGGUACCAUUUCAUUUCUAAGUCUGUUAGUGUGGAUAACCCCACUACUGUUUCUUCAUUGAAUUUAGAUGAAGGAGUUGAUGCCGCGGCAAUUGGGAAAGUUGGGUCUAAGGUUAGGGUUACGGUUCCAGUGAAAGUGUACCAUGUGCCAAAAGUUCCCGAACUGGAUUUGAAUGGAAGAAUUGGGACGUUGAAGCAGUAUGUGGCUAUUUAUAAAGGGAAACAAAUAUCAGCUAAUUUUCCUUACAAAGUGGAGUUCGUGGUAGAUAAUUUGGAAGGACGAAGUGCUCCGGUUAAGUUCGCUGCACACCUUAAGGAAGAUGAGUUUGAGUUUCUUGAAUGAUGCAUUUCAGUUUUGGUAACAAUUUUUAAUGUGUUUAAAUGAACUUUUUAUGUAUCACUGAUAUAUCUGAAAAAUAAUAAUCAUGUGUACAAGUAUUGUUUUGUGUAUCAUUUUGUAGAUUUAGUUUUCUAAAAGUAAAAAAAACGGUUACUUUAGUUUA